AUGAUCCUAUUAUCGCAGUCUAUUAGCUCGAUCUUGCUAGCCUCAAGCUUUCUCUUCACUAGAGCUUGCGGAGAAAGAGAAAGAGAAAUUAUCGGUUAUCGAACCCUUUCCUCAGAAGCCGAUAAUAGCAAUGAUUAUGAAAGGCGUUAUAGAAAUGCAGAAUAUGAUGAGGAAGCUACAACUGCUCAAAUAGGAGCUGGGUUUUAUACGUUCAACGAACCUGCUGGCUGGCAGGCGAGAGGGAACGAAUGGUAUUGUGUCCUCGAAGCGGAUAGUGAAUUGCUUAAAAAGAUAAGCAAAGUAUGGAUCCCAAAAUCCUACACGAAAAGCACCGGGGAUGGUGAGACACAAUUAUGGCACCGAGACGAAGAAACUCUCUUGGAAUAUAUCCAGUCAAUAGUGCCAGAGUCAGACCCGAAGAAGGCAUUACGCUUUUCAGCAAUUCCAUCUGUCCCUGGGAAGGUGCAAAUGCUCAUUCCAAGUGAGACGAUCGAAGAUGAGUUAGAAAUAUGGUCUCAAUGCUUCGAAACAGAGAAGGAGCUAAGAAGUAAUGUGAACGUAACCGUUGAUUGGAUGAGUUGGGGUAUUGCUGGACCGAGACCGAGCGGUGUCUCUACGAAGGCAAAGGGAGGGAGCUGCUGGACAUCGGGGUACGGACAGAGAAUGUCUUCCGGGUCACGUCGAGCGCGCUCUUCCACCACGGCGUCCACCCCACCAGAGAGCACCAAAGCCACCGCAGAGAUACAGCUCCUCCUCGACAAUGUCUCGCUGACCCUCCGAACCCGUGCAGACAACGGAUACCCAGACCUAGGUACGCUUACAAGCCAGGCCCAGUCCAUACGCCAUUAUCUCAUUGCCUCCCCCGAGCCCGGCAGAGCCAGUGAUGACUUCCGACACCUCCAUGGCUUCCAGAUCCUCCUGGACAGCCUGCGCGCAUUCUCUGGCUUCUACCACCCGACCAGGAGAAGCCAGCAGGACCGGACCCAGCUGUUCGGGCUUCUGGAGUGUAUACUAGGAAUAUUGGCACAAACCUUCCGAGAACACUACGGCAACCAGAGAUACUUCCAGAGGAGAGUGGAAGGAGGCGGCUGGGCAGCCCUGGAGCAAGCAAUUGCCAGCAUUGGGUCAGGAGGAAGCGAAUCUGAUGCCUGGAGCGAAGCACAGCUGUUCGGCUGCCUGCUGUCCUUUGCAUUAGAUGACAAGAGACUGGAAACCCUGUGUCAGAAGGUCAUUGAGCUGUACCCCUCCGGAGGAGCAAACAAGUCAACACCCAUGGAUGCGCCAGAUGCCAGCGAAAAAGAUGAAACGGUUCUGGAAUAUGUGAACAACAGACUCAACGAGAUAAUCAAAGAGCGUGCAUUGCUGUAUAAUCCGGACAUUGUACCAACAAUCAUCGAUUUCUGGGCAGCAGUUCCACGGCAGCCAGGCGCAGCCGUAAACCCAGUUGUAUUGGUGGUUAUACAGGCACUGAAGAAGCUGGGCUCGGUUUCUAGUCACAACACUAUGGCUCUGCAUGGAACAGGUAUACUGUCAACCCUUCUGCCUCUGGCUUUUGACUCGGAUACUCCUUUGGGAGCUACAGAGAGAAACGCGGUGGAGGCGCUGUGCGGAUCGUUAGUAUCUUUGGGUGUCAAUGCCUUGAGCGAUGCUCAGUACCUGCUCUGUAAUAAGUCACCGAGGGCUGCUGACUUUCUACUUGAACGUAUGAGAGAAUCACAUGGGCCGUCCUUCAUACAAUUCGACCUCUCUUUACAUGGGUUUGCUUCCAUAGAACUUCCAACGCUAGGACGAGCAUUCCCUCCACCUUCAACAUCGGCGGGAUACACGUUCACAGCCUGGAUUUGUAUCGAUCAAUUUGAUUCCAAGUCUUUCACCACCAUAUUCGGCGCCUUUGAUGUUUCGCAAACCUGCUUCCUUCUUGCUUAUUUUGACGAGGCGCACAAUUUUAUUCUGCAGACCUCGGUGGUAGGCUCGAGACCCAGCGUCAGAUUCAAGUCUACUGUUUUCAAGGAGGGCCAAUGGUAUCACAUCACCAUCGUCCACCGCCGGUCGAGAACCCUCACAGCAAGCAAGGCUUCGCUCUACGUUGACGGAGAAUUCGCAGAGGAAGUCAAGUGCCAGUACCCUGCGCCUCCUCCAUCGAACGCCAGUACCGAGAGCUUCACCUCCUUCACAUCAUCACCCAGCAAACCGAAUCCGGUCCAGGCUUUCCUAGGUACGCCCAGAGACUUGAGCUCCAAGCUUGGGCCGGGAGUAGUUUUCUCUCGGUGGUCGCUGGCUUCGUUCCACCUCUUCGAGGGUACACUCAGCGACGACCUGAUCGCGGUGUAUCAUCGACUUGGUCCGCGAUACAAUGGGAACUUCCAGGAUUGUCUCGGCUCCUUCCAGACAUACGAAGCUUCUGCCGCAUUAGGAAUGCGCAAUGACCUCAUCCAUCCAGGGAAAGAUGACCACUCCGAGAUCCUCGAUGCGAUCCGAGACAAGGCCAGCCUCCUCGUCCCGGAAAGCCGUAUCAUACUCAGCAUUCUCCCGACUGCAGUACUCCGCGAUGAUGACCGACACAAGUCUUAUGAAUCGCAGCUUCUUCGUGGCUUGAAUCGAGCAGCCUCGGGGAAUCUGUUCCAGAUGACUCACAAUAACGGAACGUCGAUAGCCAUCAACGGAGCGGUUCCUGCGAUCAAUGAAGCGCUGGUGCGUGCACAUGGCACUGCAGUUCUGACCGGCGACCCUGUCGUGAUCGUUCCGCAAUCUCUGGACGACGCCAUAUGGCGACUAGGAGGCUUUACGGGCAUAGUCCUGAAGAUGGUUGAAAACGCCACCACCAGGGAAGAGAUCGUGCGUGCAGUUGAAACUUUAUUCGAGAGUAUCAAAGGCAGUUGGCGCAACAGCGAGGCAAUGGAGCGAGAAAAUGGCUAUGCUAUCCUCGGUGCUCUCAUCCGCGGUAAAGUCGGAGCCGGCGUGGUAGUCUCUUCAAAAUAUCAUCCCGAGCCAGCACUGAUGGACAGCGACGAACGAGACAAGCUUGGCUUUCAGCUUCUCAGUCUUGUCCUGAACUUUGUUGGGUACAUUCAUGAGAAGCCGGAAGAGUCUUUCAUCAUCAACCCUCUGGCGUACCGGGUACUCCUGGUCGAUUACGAUAUGUGGCGCAAGUCUGCCCCCAUCACUCAGAGGCUGUACUACAAGCAGUUUGUUGUCUUUGGUGUCAACAGCAAAUUCCAUCAAUUCAAUUCCCGACGGUUAUUUCGAAUGAGGAUUGUCAAGAGAUUCUUAGAUGCACUCAAAGCCGAGACUUUCCAGCAGGAGGUCUUUCCAGCAUUUAUGGAGGCGCUCAGAAGUCUCGUCAUUUGCAAUCUCACUGCGGAGAUCUUCCGGUUUCUCGCUCUCUUCAUCACAUAUGCCUACCACAAGCCAACAAGUACAGCCUCUCGAACUCCAAAGAGCUCUGCAGGAACUCUUCCUUCUCGCGCGGUAUCGAAGUCAGUGGGCCUGCCGAGACCUUCCAUUACCACAAUCUUAGGUGGGAAUGAGAUUGUCUCGAACACUACCAUGACCAAGCGUCAGAUUGGGAACAAGAUCCUCGAGAUGUAUUCCGACCUGCUCUGCGAGAAGGGAAACACGUCAAACAUCAAGAAAUUCGCCAAAACGGUUACUAACAAGUGGCUCCUCCAUCUCCUGACCGAGGAUGAUCCGGAAGUUGUGGUACAUGGAACCAAGAUCCUGGCUCGUCUCCUUGUCGUUCACGGGUCUCACUACGUGGCCAAGUUUGCGAGCAAGACCGGUGGAUUUGCGAUCAUGCGCUACAGACUCAAGAGAUGGUGGGAUCUGCCAACUCUAUGGCCGAUAUUGUUCUGCAUCCUGUUUGGUCACGAUGUUGCAGAUGUCGACUUGGAGAGAUCCUUCGAGCUAUUCAGUCUCUUGGAGCCGUUCAACAGCUGCAAGGUUGUGUAUCAUGCUGUUCUGCCAGUGAUCAUGGCUAUGCUGCAGCAUGGAUUGAAGGAUGUUCUCCGCAACCAAGAUGAUCCGGAUUCGCCCCUAAUGGAUAGGGGUAACGGACAAGAUCAACCGAAGCCAUCGGGCUUGAGUGUCCCCGCAGGUGCGAAUCGUCGGAGGUCAAUGUCCUUGACGAAGGAGCUUGAAGCACGACAAACCCACCAGCACAAGAAAGAGCGCCUCGGCGGCCAGGCAAUUGUUUUACACACUGUCAUUCGUUUUUUUGCAGACUUGCAUUCUAAAUCUUCAGAUUUCAGGGAUUUUGCAAUCUCUUCCGACUACAUCCGACAUCUACUUGCCCUUCUCUUUCCCGUAAUUGUGAGCACCGAUGCCGUUAGCCCAGAAACGGAGCUAAACUCCCGCGAUUCGGCGUUGACAUUUGACGGCGACGACGUGAUAAUCAGGCCCAUCUCGCGUGUAUCAACAAAUUCUGCAUCUGUCGUCAAAACCACGACCGUGGAGACAAUGCUCCCCCCAAGCCCGACGUCCCCUAGAACAAGGCAAUCACGCCGCGGCUCGUCCUUUAUCCUGCUGAUUUCCCGACCAUCCGAGUUUAGCCCGUCCUCGGCGCGACUGAAUGUCAUCAUGUCGCCCAAGAAGAAAGUUACAACGCAAAAUACCAGCAACUCUCUCGUAGAAGAGUUGCUCGAACUUAUCGUCAACGUCUUCAUCGAUCAAGUCAUGGUCCGGAAGGAGUUUCCUGGUUUCGGCCUUUUUGUCAAGAUCCCUCCUGGGUUCCAGGAGCACCAGGCAUACUUCGAGACUUACUUGCUUCGCAACACGAUAUCGCAACUGAAUAAUAGUAUCCAACUCGACCAAAAAUCGUUGCGAGAACCCAAGCUUAUUCAGAAUAUGGCCCGCCUUGUUGCCCAUAUUGGGGAAGCGGUCUUUGAGGGAUGGUUCCUGAGCGGAGCAGAGCCUUUGUUGGACUUCGCUGGUACGCAGUUAGAAUACCUGCAACGGCCUGAAAUCUGGAAAUCCAAGAGCGUGCGACUAUGCAGCCAAGCUAUCAUGUCCAUUAAGCAUGUCUUUUUGCGGGUAGUUCUUUUGCGACUGUCAGAACUGGAUAGCGCCCAGGUUCCCGAGAAUGAAGCAGUGGCUUUCAUGGAUAAGCUGCUGUAUUGGCAGGCGGUGCUCCUCUCAUCCGAUGUCAACGAGGAGAACUUUUUGAAAUUGAUAUGCUAUCAAUUAUACCUGAAGCUGGUCGAUUCAAGAGAGCGUAUCCGCCUCGCCGCAGCCAAUCUCUGGCGCAUAAUCUUGGUCCAGAAGCCUGAGGAGACAACAAUGAUGUUCCACCAGGCGAUGACCAGCGAACACCGAAGUCUGUCAUCUGGGUUCAAGAAACUGAUGGAGCAAGAUAACGAGACAUUUUUCGCCUGGGUCGAUGAGCAGCGAGCAGAACUGGACUCUUUGUUCCUGGGAGCCAUGUCGAAGACCUGGGAGGACUUUGUCAACGCCGAAAACGAGAAGACUGAAGAGGCGACGAAAAGCCGCGCUGCUAAGCGUCGAGGUCAGCUCAAGCAAUGGCAUCAAGAAAAAGUCAAUGACGAGGAUAUUCUCUUCAGACAUGAUCUCGCGGCCACGCUUUGGAUGAAGAACAUCUACGCUUCGGAGCACCUGAAGCACCAACGAGCGCAGCAGGAUCAGCAAGAUAAUUUCUCGUUCCUGGCAGCCACUUUCUCGAAAAUGGAUCACGAAUUGCAUCGACCGUGUGCCGUGUUUGAACAUAAGUCGCCCACAAAGUGGAAGUUAGACCGAACGGAAGGUCGCAAUCGGAUGCGCCUACGAAUGCUUCCGGAUAGAGAAGCUCCAGCUUAUGAUUACCAACCCAAACGCAGAACCACUGAUGCCACUAACAAGCUCAGAAUUGAUCCCAAACCUGAUAUCAGAGUCGAUUCUGGGUCCAGCAAUGCAACACCCGUGUCAGCAACGGCAAGCACGAAUCCAAAUGAAGCAAGUCUUGAUGGACCAAGCGACGUUUCAAGCGAUACUUUGGUGAACAUGCAGCAGGAAGCAGCAACUGGCUCACAAGAAAGCGUGAUGCCUGAGGAGGACUUUGAGCUUGUUGACGACCCGAAUGAUCCAGGCGAAGAUGACACUUACGAGGAUAAAAAUCGGAAAGUCAUGCGCAGUCUUCAAUCAGGUGAUCAAGUCCAACAAGUCUUUAACAUAUCCCGGAUCAUUGGACUCGAGGCUUGCGAAGGCUUGUUGAUCAUAGGUAAGAAUUCCCUGUAUCUCAUCGACAACGUCUUCCAGAGAUCCGACGGAGAAAUUGUCAACGUCUCGCAAGCGCCGAAGGAGGAGCGAGAUCCAUAUCUGCAGAUGAUUGCAGGCCAAAAGACGACCGACAAACGAGCCCAGCCUGUCAAGUUAGACCAGGCUGUCCGUUCGGAGCAGGAAGCCCGGAGCUGGAAAUGGAGUGACGUGAUCAGUAUCUCCAAGCGUCGCUUCUUGUUCCGAGAUGUGGCUGUGGAAGUCUUCUUCACUGAUGGCCGCAGCUACCUGCUCACUGCCAUCUCACCGCCAUUGAGAGACGACCUCCACAAUAAGCUUGCAUCAAAGGCUCCACAUACGACCGGCAGCUCUUCCUUACCAAACCCCGAGGAUGGUUGGCGACUAGAGGCCUUGAAAGUCGCUGAAGAGUCCCCGGCUACCUUUGGCUCAAAGUUCGGAAGCAUUUUCAACUCGUCAGCGUGGAACCCUGCUAUGCGAAGAUGGGCCAAGGGCGAGAUCUCGAAUUUCCAUUAUUUGAUGCUGGUCAACACGAUGGCUGGACGUACCUUCAACGAUCUUACUCAGUACCCCGUCUUUCCUUGGGUUCUAGCUGAUUACACUAGCGAGGAACUGGAUCUCGAUAAUCCUGCCACUUUCCGAGAUCUUACGAAGCCUAUGGGGGCUCAGCACAAUUCUCGUGCAGCUGAGUAUACUGAGCGCUACAAGACCUUUGCCGAAAUGGGUGAUGCAAACACCCCGGCUUUCCAUUAUGGCACGCACUACUCAUCCGCUAUGAUUGUCACUUCGUACCUCAUCCGACUUCAGCCGUUCGUACAAUCAUACCUGCUUCUUCAAGGUGGAAACUUCGAUCACCCUGAUAGACUGUUCUACUCUAUUGAGAAGGCCUGGAAAUCUGCUUCCAAGGAUAACAUGACCGAUGUCAGAGAGCUGAUUCCGGAAUUCUUUUACUUGCCUGAAUUCUUAACCAACAACAAUGGGUACAAUUUUGGUGUGAGACAGGGCAACGGCGGUGGUAUCGAUACCGUCCAGCUGCCUCCCUGGGCUAAAGGAGAUCCCAAGAUCUUCAUUGCUAAGCAUCGGGAGGCUCUUGAAAGUCCGCAUGUGAGCAAAUACCUACACCAAUGGAUCGACCUGAUCUUCGGCUGCAAACAACGAGGAGAGGCUGCCAUCGAUAGUGUCAACGUGUUCCACCAUCUCUCAUACCACGGUGCCAAAGACCUCGACAACAUCGUCGAUCCCAUCGAGCGCGUCGCUACCAUUGGAAUUAUACACAACUUCGGCCAGACCCCCCAUCAAGUUUUCACCAAGCCUCAUCAGGCACGAGAAGACGUUCGCAACAAAACCCGCCGCCUCGACACCUCCGCCGAGGUUCUCACCCGUCUCCCCUUCCCGCUCCUUGAGUCCAAUGAGCGCAUCUCAAACCUAGUCUACUCUCCCAAAAUCGACCGCCUGCUCUGCGCCACCGCCUUCCGCCUCAACCUGUCCCCACACUACGAUAAGUUCCUCGAAUGGGGCUUCGCGGACAACAGUAUUCGCUUCUACUACAACGAUUCGCGCAAGUCCGCCGGCCUGUUCGAGAAUCUACACAUAGGCCAAAUCUCAACCUGCAUCUUGGCCUCCUCUCAACUGCUGAUUACAGCAGGCGAAGACUGCGUCCUCUCUGCGCACACUGUGCAGACUGCUCCGGGAAAAUUCGUAGACCUCAGCUACCGCUCCUCGCUCUUCGGCCAUAAGACUCCCGUCAACGUCCUCGCUGUUUCGAAAUCCUUUUCCGCCCUCUUGUCUGCAAGUUUCGACGGGACUGUGAUCUUAUGGGACCUUAACCGUCUCGAAUUCGUUCGCAAACUCUCGUCACCCCUUACAACCUCCCGGGGACCAGUCGAGUGCGCGAAGAUCAACGACGUCACAGGCGACAUCUUGCUCUGUCGUGGGCAAAAAGUCACGCUGUUCACAUUGAAUGGGGAGUUUCUUCUCGAGCAGAAUGUGUGCGAAAACCACGACGACUACAUCGCCUCCUGCGCGUGGUACGAAGGUACAGGCAACGAGUGGGUGGAGAACGCGCUCUGUUUCACGGGCCAUCGGCAUGGAGUGGUGAACGUAUGGCGCAAGGGCGUCAGCUGGGCUGGGAAGUGGAGGCUGGAGCUGGUCAAGCGGCUGGGGGGCGAUGGGGACAGGGGGAGGGGCGAGACGGCCGUGGGGAGUUUGAGCGUGCCCGGUGGGGUCGCAGGGGGUAAGAGGGGAGAGGGCAGUAGAGGACGGACGAGAAGCAGCGUUAGUGGGAACGGGGAGGCGGCUGUCACGUGUGUGAAGCCGAUGGCGAGCUGUGUUUAUACGGGGGACGAGGAGGGUAGGGUUUAUGAAUGGGACAUUGUCCAGCGCGAGCGCUAG
Messenger RNA from Drepanopeziza brunnea f. sp. 'multigermtubi' MB_m1, 8613 nucleotides. RefSeq lists its product as uncharacterized. NCBI's taxonomy places the organism in Eukaryota, Fungi, Ascomycota, Leotiomycetes, Helotiales, Drepanopezizaceae. The record is from RefSeq and is a predicted model, not a curated record. Gene Ontology annotation, molecular function: protein binding.